ACUGUUUUCAUAGAAUAGUCUGGCCAGCAGUUUUAAGGCAGGUUUUAGCUUUAUUAAGCUUGGCUUUGCUUCCCUGGGACUAUUUCUCCAGCUGAUCUCUCUGCUUAAUGCUUUAAGGACUUAAUUUAUUGCUCCAUCCGAACAGCCAAACCCAGACAGCCACAUAAGCCAAUCCCUGAAUUUUUCCGUGUUUUCCAGUCUGCCUCCGUCUCGCCCCACUCACACUCUCAGUCAGAGCGCGGCGUUGACAGCCACUGAUCAACCCACUUUGUCGGGGUUUGUGUCUCCAUGCAAGACUGCUGAAAAGAGAAACUCUGACUUUUUUUCUUUUUAUUCUUGCAAAGCAAAUCGUGCACUUCCCGCCCGGAGAAACCGUCCACGGCUGCAGAAUUCACUAAAACAAAAAGAAAGAAAGAAAGAAAAAAAAAAGUAAAAACAAGCAAACAAAAGAAAACCUUUUAAAGUUAAUUUUUUUUUUCUAGAAUCCCCCACCCCCACCGUCUCUGCACAACAAUGUCUGGAGAGGACGCACCUGCUCAGCAGCAAAACGCCGUGGACCAGAAGCAGGAGACCAAGCCCGCCGAGGAGCCCAAAGCCGAGCCGCCCAAGACGGAGUCCGCGGAGGCAGCGGCCACCCCGGCGGCGACCACCGAGAAGGCCCCCGAGGAGGAGACGUUCACCUACCGCGCUCUGGUGCUCACCGGCUACGGAGGCUAUGAUAAAGUCAAGCUGCAGGUGAAGAAGGGCAAGCCGACGCUCAAAGCCGGCGAGGUGCUGGUCCGGGUCAAGGUCUGCGGGCUCAACUUCGCCGACCUGAUGGCCAGACAGGGUCUCUACGACCGGCUGCCGUCCCCGCCGGUCACCCCGGGAAUGGAGUGCUCCGGGGUGGUGGAGGCUGUGGGGGAAGAAGUGACUGACAGAAAAGUUGGUGACAAGGUGAUGGUGCUGAACCGCUUUGGGCUGUGGCAGGAGGUGGCUGUGGUUCCAGCCAGCCACACCUUCCUCAUCCCAGACGGGAUGAGUUUCGAGGAGGCAGCUGCCCUCCCAGUCAACUACAUCACCGCCUACCUGAUGCUGUUUGACUUUGGCAACCUGCGGCCCAACCAGAGCGUCCUGGUCCAUGCUGCUGCAGGUGGCGUCGGCAUCGCAGCCACUCAGCUGUGCAAGACUGUGAAAGAUGUGACCGUGUUCGGCACCGCGUCAGCAAGCAAACAUGAGGCUAUCAGUCAGGGCGGGGUCACGCAUGCCAUCGACUAUCGCACCAAGGACUAYGUGGAGGAAGUCCGCAAGAUCAGUCCAAAAGGGCUGGACGUCAUCCUCGACCCACUCGGAGGAUCAGACACCCACAAGGCCUACAAUCUGCUGAAGCCUAUGGGAAAGCUCAUCACCUAUGGUGCGGCCAACAUGUUGGCGGGUCAGAGGAAGAACCUGAUCGCCGUGGCUAAGAACUGGUACCACCAGUUCUCCAUCCACACGCUCAGCCUUAUUCAAGGCAACAAGUCGGUGUGUGGAUUUCACCUGGGCUACCUGGACGGGGAGAUGGAGCUCAUCACCCAGACCAUGAACACCAUCCUGGAUCUGUACAAGCAGGGCAAAGUCAAACCACGCAUCGACUCCACCUGGCAUCUCGAGCAGGUUGGCGAUGCCAUGAGAAAGAUGCAGGAGAGGAACAACGUCGGCAAAGUGAUCCUCACCACCGAGCCCAUGCCGGAGGAGGAGAAGAAGGAAGAGGCCAAGAAGGAGGACAAGAAAGAGGACAAGAAGAAGGAGGAUAAGAAGAAGGACGACAAGAAGAAGGACGAUGGAAAGAAGGAGGAGAAGAAGGAUGACAAGAAGAAGGAGGAGCCUAAGAAAGAGGAGAAGAAGGAAGAGCCCAAGAAGGAGGAGGAGAAGAACGAAGAGGYCAAGAAGGAGGAGAAGUGAGAGGGAAAGAUGGAUAGUCAAGCAGACCAGCAGCAGGGAGUUUGUGUCCUGGGAGCAGGGGAGGUGGCAGGGAUGAGCUUGGUGGUGGAGCUGCAGGGGGAUGGGGGUGGAGUGGUAGCAAAGAUGGGAAGGAGUUGGGAUAAAUUGGAAAUGAUCACACCAGUCUCAGUCUUUUACCUCCCUUCUGCCUCACCUACUGGGUGAUUUACUCAGGCCUGGCUGCUCCCACCUCCCGUUUCCUCUUCUGUUCCUCAUAUUUACCUCUUAAAAAAAAGAAAAGAAAAAACAUCUGAUCCUUGAGACCCCAUAUAUGCUCUAAUCUCAUCGCCCACCCUCUGCCCCUCACAGUAUUAAUCGAUUUUUGCUAUUGGGAAUCAAAGCAUCAGUAGAGCCGUGGAGGAUGGUGGGCUUGGUCCGAGCCUGGGGGAAAAUUACCAUCUCCCCGACAACCUUAAUCUCCUUUCACACUCCGGCCCCACCCUUGACCCUCCGUGCCCCCUCUGCAUCUCGACUCCCACCGUGUUAAAUUGUUCUGCUCUGACUUCCACCUGCCGCCUCCUCUUCCUCCUCCCCCUCCCCCUCA
Molecule: messenger RNA, 2506 nt
Organism: Poecilia reticulata (guppy)
Lineage: Eukaryota; Metazoa; Chordata; Actinopteri; Cyprinodontiformes; Poeciliidae
Gene: vat1
Product: vesicle amine transport 1
Biological process (GO): negative regulation of mitochondrial fusion
Cellular component (GO): mitochondrial outer membrane
Molecular function (GO): zinc ion binding; oxidoreductase activity
Source: RefSeq, a predicted model, not a curated record